This is a messenger RNA of Debaryomyces hansenii CBS767, 1788 nucleotides long. RefSeq names its product Cntp (gene CNT). Gene Ontology annotation, cellular component: membrane. The record is from RefSeq and is a predicted model, not a curated record. Gene Ontology annotation, molecular function: nucleoside transmembrane transporter activity; symporter activity. Lineage: Eukaryota; Fungi; Ascomycota; Pichiomycetes; Serinales; Debaryomycetaceae. Bases 1 to 1788 code for a protein of 595 amino acids. Gene Ontology annotation, biological process: nucleoside transmembrane transport. The transcript has a single exon.
AUGACAGGGACACAGCAACAGUCUGAGAUUAUCGAAACAGUUAGUUCUAACGACUCUGACUUAGUUAGGGAUGUUAAACAGGACGAAAAAAUGCAGACAGAUGAUGUUGAGAAGCUUUCUGGAGAUGGCAUAGAAAAGACAAAGAGCGAUGUGAAUUCGGAUGCUAACUUAUCGUUGUACAAGAAAUUCAAAAUACGGGUACCUCGUCACACACUUUAUUUCCACAUUUUGUUGGGGAGUUUUUUCACUGCGUGGUGGCUUUCGAUUUUAAUCCAAGACAAGCAUAGACACGAAUGGUUAAUUCCUACUGUCUUAUGGGGAUUACUUAUGCUUAGACUUAUUUCGUGGCAUUGCAGAAUUUUGUACGUGUUGUUUAACUAUUGCCAGAAGGUCUGGUAUUUUGUGACGGACAUUGUGUAUACUAAAAUCUUGACUACCAGACCAAGGAGGUUGAUGGUUGGCGCUGUCAUAACAGUUGGAGUUAUAUUGCUUGGUACAUUUGUCCCCACUGAAACCGAAUAUUCACGUAGAGAAGAUCGUGCCGUAUCAUUCUUCGGGAUUGUAGUUGCGAUUUUUGGGUUGUAUUUGACAUCAAAUAACAGGAACAUAAUUCAGUGGAAUACGGUUAUCGGUGGUGUGUUGAUGCAGUUUAUUAUUGCCUUAUUUGUGUUGCGUACGAAAUGUGGUUACGAUAUUUUUAAUUUCAUUUCGACUUUAGCUAGAGAGCUCUUAGGGUUUGCUAAAGACGGGGUUGCCUUUUUAACCACAACCGAAGUCUCACAAUUGGGCAUGUUUUUCUUCACAGUUUUACCAUCAGUAGCAUUUUUCGUUGCCUUUAUUCAUAUUUGGUAUUAUUAUGGAGUUGUUCAAUGGUUUAUUGGAAAGUUUGCAUAUCUCUUUUUCUGGACUCUUAGAGUCUCUGGGGCUGAAGCAAUUACAGCUGCUGCAUCUCCGUUCCUUGGUAUUGGUGAGAGUGCCAUUUUAAUUAAAGAUUUAGUACCAUACUUAACCAAAGCUGAGCUUCAUCAAAUUAUGUGUUCUGGUUUCUCUACUAUUUCGGGGGCAGUAUUGGUCGGUUAUAUUGGCCUUGGAUUAAAUCCACAAGCUCUUGUCAGUUCAUGUGUUAUGUCCAUUCCAGCAUCAUUAGCUGUAUCUAAGUUAAGAUACCCUGAAACUGAGGUUCCAGUUUCAAACAGUAAAUUUAAUAUCCCUACGCAUCUGGAAGACGAGGCCACAAGACCCAAAAAUGUUUUACAGGCAUUCUCCAACGGAGCAACAUUGGGUUUAAGAAUAGCAGGUACCAUGAUGAUUCAAUGUAUGUGUAUCAUUGGGCUUGUUGCAUUAUGCAAUGGCCUUUUAACCUGGUUCGGUAACUACUGGAACAUUCAUGAAUUGACCCUUGAACUUAUGUUAUCCUAUAUUUUAUACCCCAUUGGAUUCUUAUUGGGUACCCCAAGAAACGAAAUUUUGCAUGUUACCAAAUUAAUUGGAACUAAGGUCAUUCAAAACGAAUUUGUUGCCUAUAACUUGUUGAUAACCGAAUCACCUUAUAAAGAAAUGUCUAAAAGAGGAACUUUAAUCGCAACUUAUGCUCUCUGUGGGUUUUCUAAUUUGGGUUCUUUGGGAAUUACCUUAGGUGUUUUAAAUACUUUGACCAACAACUCGAGAUCAAGAGAUAUCACGAGUUCUAUCAUAUCUGCCCUUUUUACCGGUGGUAUUGCUACUUUAACAUCGGCUGCCAUUGCAGCUAUGGUUAUUCAUGAUUUGGGUUCGUUUGACAUAAAUUAG